Messenger RNA from Budorcas taxicolor (takin), 2088 nucleotides. It is a transcript of the gene PEG10, whose product is annotated as paternally expressed 10. Gene Ontology annotation, molecular function: zinc ion binding; nucleic acid binding. NCBI's taxonomy places the organism in Eukaryota, Metazoa, Chordata, Mammalia, Artiodactyla, Bovidae. The record is from RefSeq and is a predicted model, not a curated record. Gene Ontology annotation, cellular component: cytosol.
CUCAGAGAGAGGGUCAUGAAGCAGUCCGAGGAGAACAACAACCUGCACAACCAGGUGCAGAAACUCACCGAGGAGAACACCACCCUCCGCGAGCAAGUGGAGCCCGCCCCCGAGGAGGAAGAGGACGACAUUGAGCUGUGCGGUGCAGCCGCCGCCGCCACCCCAGCCACCCCUAUCGAGGAGGAGUGCCCAGAAGACCUUCCCGAGAAGUUCGACGGCAACCCAGACAUGCUGGUUCCCUUCAUGUCCCAGUGCCAGCUCUUUAUGGAGAAGAGCACCCGCGAUUUCUCUGUCGAUCGCGUGCGUGUCUGCUUCGUGACCAGCAUGAUGACGGGCCGCGCCGCCCGCUGGGCCUCGGCCAAACUGGAGCGUUCUCACUACCUGAUGCACAACUACCCAGCCUUCAUGACCGAAAUGAAGCACGUCUUCGAAGACCCCCAGCGGCGCGAGGCCGCCAAACGCAAGAUCAGACGUCUGCGCCAGGGAAUGGGGUCGGUGGUCGACUACUCUAACGCUUUCCAGAUGAUCGCGCAGGACCUGGAUUGGAACGAGCCCGCCCUGAUCGACCAGUACCACGAGGGCCUCAGCGACCACAUCCAGGCGGAGCUGGCGCGCCUCGAAGUGGCCAAGUCGCUGUCGGCGCUGAUCGGCCAGUGCAUCCACAUUGAGAGAAGGCUGGCCCGGGCGGCCGCUGCCCGCAAGCCGCGAUCCCCGCCACGUGCGCUGGUGGCGCCGCAAGUCAACAAUCACCACCACCACCAGGCAGACCCGACCGAGCCCGUGGGGGGCGCCCGCAUGCGCCUGACGCAGGAAGAGAAAGAGAGACGUCGCAAGCUGAACCUGUGCCUCUACUGUGGGAAUGGAGGCCACUACGCUGACAACUGUCCUGCCAAGGCCUCGAAGGCUUCGCGCGGGAAACUCCCCGGCCCCGCUGUAGAGGGACCUUCAGCGACCGGGCCGGAAUUAAUAAGGUCCCCCCAAGAUGAUGCUGCGUCAUCUCCACACUUGCAAGUGAUGCUCCAGAUUCAUCUCCCGGGCCGACACAGCCUGUUCGUCCGAGCCAUGAUCGAUUCUGGCGCUUCUGGCAAUUUCAUUGAUCACGAGUACGUGGCCCAGAACGGCAUUCCUCUGAGAAUCAAGGACUGGCCCAUACUUGUAGAAGCAAUUGAUGGACGUCCCAUAGCAUCGGGCCCAGUGGUCCACGAAACUCAUGACCUGAUCGUCGACUUGGGAGAUCACCGCGAGGUGCUGUCGUUCGAUGUGACUCAGUCCCCGUUCUUCCCCAUCGUCCUGGGGGUGCGCUGGCUGAGCACACACGAUCCCAACAUCACGUGGAGCACCCGAUCGAUCGUCUUCGAUUCCGAAUAUUGCAGAUACCACUGCCGGAUGUACUCUCCAAUACCACCACUUCUCCCACCACCAGCGCAACCCGCGUUCUACUACCCAGUAGAGGGGUACAGAGUUUACCAGCCUGUGAGAUACUACUACGUGCAGAAUGUGUACACCCCAGUGGAUGAGAACGUCUACCCAGACAACCGUCUGGUGGACCCUAACAUAGAAAUGAUCCCCGGAGCACACAGUAUUCCCAGCGGGCAUGUGUACUCACUGUCGGAGUCUGAAAUGGCAGCCCUUCGAGAUUUCGUUGCCAGACACGUGAAGGAUGGGCUGAUCACUCCCACCAUCGCGCCGAACGGAGCCCAAGUUCUCCAAGUGAAGAGAGGGUGGAAGCUGCAAGUUUCUUACGACUGCCGGGGUCCCAACGGUGUCACCAUCCAGAAUCAGUAUCCUCGACUCACGAUUCCAAAUUUAGAUGACCAAGCUCACCUGGCAACGUACACUGAAUUCGUACCUCAAAUUCCAGGAUAUCCGACCUAUCCCGCCUAUGCCGCAUACCCGACCUACCCAGUAGGAUUCGCCUGGUACCCCGUGGGGCGAGAUGGACACGGGCGAUCCCUCUAUGUCCCCGUGGUGAUCACCUGGAAUCCCCAUUGGUACCGCCAGCCGCCAGUGCCCCAGUACCCGCCGCCUCAGCCGCCCCCGCCGCCACCCCCACCGCCGCCACCGCCUCCUUCUUACAGCACCCUGUGA